AUGCCAGCUGGAGAUACACCUACUACCACAACAUCUCACAAAACAAGAAACAAACCAUCUUUAUCUUGUACUAAUUGUAGAAAAAGAAAAACAAAAUGUGAUAGAAAACAACCUUGUUCCUCAUGUGUUAAGAAAAUAAAUUUAGCUUAUUCAUGUGUUUACGAUCACGUUCCUAACCUUAAAAACCAUCCUAGUCAACUUCAAAAUACUCCUGAUCCUGAUUAUUCAUUUUCACCUAUAGUCCCACCUCAUAGUGCCACGAUUCAAACAACAUCUACGACAAAUACUCCAAAUAUUCAUACAGCUACUUCUUUUGCAAAUUCAAUUUCAUCCCCUAUUGAACCACUACGAAAAAGACAUCGACUGUUAAAUUAUAAUAUCAUAGAAUCAGAUAAUCCCGCUUAUGAAGAAAUACUUAGACUACGAAAGAAAAUAGCUGAAUUGGAAGAAACUCUACUGACACAAAAUACACCGAAUGGAACUCCAAUAACAAAUGGGAAUAACAACUCAGCAAAACAAAUCAAAAAUGAUAUCUAUAAAGAAAUAUUGUCCCCUACAGGUCCAAGUUGUCCAAAUCCAAUAGUUGAUGAUGAUGACGUUAUGAAUUUUUAUGAUGGUUAUACACCAAUACAGAUUAAACGUAAUAUUAGAAGAGUUAAUUAUGGUCCAUUAUCUUGGAUUGCUUUGAUGAAAAAAGAUCCUGCUUUAUGUUUGGCUUGGAAAGCAUUACUUAGUAAAGGUUCCUAUUGUAUUAUUACUAAUAAAUGGCCACAACUAAAUUCAGAAAAUAUUGCUUUAUUAAAUACUCCUCAAAGUUUAAGUGAAGAAAAUAAUUCAAAUUACAUGGAUAAAAUCUUCAAGAAAAGAGUAUUGGAAUUUGAAGGUUAUGAUGAAGUUGUUCCUUAUAAAUCAAUGGUUAAAAAAGGUGAGGCUGAUGAAGAAGUUGAAGAUGAAUCAACUAAAUCAACUACUCCUAAUAAAAAUGGGCCAGUUUUAAAUUUCACACAAAUUACUUUAGCUAAAUCGAUAUUCGACGGACGAAUCAAUCCAGAAUUACAUUUGAUUAAUAAAAUUAAACAAAUAAUACCCAGAAAGAAAGUAUUUUGGACUUUAAUGGAUAGAUUUUUCACCGAUGUAUACCCAUAUUUCCCAUUUGUUGAUGAAGAAUUAUUCAAAAAAGAAUUACUGAGAAUUGUUGGACCAAAAAGUUAUGAUGAUGUUCCAUUUGAUAGCAUUAGAAUUGAAAAGAAAUUAGAUUUAGCAAAUAUUGCCAUUUGUUUUAUUUUAUUAAGAUUGACAUAUUUAUCAUUUUUCAACAAUAGAAAUUGUAUCAAUGAAUAUAUCAUGAAUUCAGAAGAAGAUUCUGUGGCUAAAUUCAUCAUGCUGAAUCCAAUCAAUUUAUCCGCUAUUGAAGUGGCAGAAUCAUGUAUUCAAUGUUUCCAAUUCACUAGAAAAUCCAACAUGACUGUGUUUCAAGCCAUGUUGUAUAUGAGAAUUUAUAGAAAUCAUGCACCAGAAGAAAGUGAUGGUAUUGACGGGGGUGAUUCUCAAGUGGGUACUGCCUUGUUGGUACAAAUGGCUUAUUCUUUAGGUCUUAAUCGUGAACCAGAUAAAUUGGAUGUUUGUAAUGAUGAAAGAAUCAAUCAUUUGGGUAGAAAAAUGUGGAAUUUUUUGAUGAGAUCUGAUUUAACUCAAUGUUAUACAUUAGGUAAUCCAACUAGUAUUGAUGCUAGACAUUAUGAUGUUAGACCUCCAUUUGUUCAUGACAGCAAUGCUAGUAUUGAAGAUCGAGAAAUGGAAAUUGCUAUUGUUGAUACAUUUGUAUACUUGAAUUCUGAAUUGGAUUCCAUGAGAAAGAUGUUGGAUUAUGUUUUGGAUAUUAAUAACUAUGCCAAAGUCAAUGAUAUUACUAGAGAUUUACAUGAAUUUGAAGUUAUCUUACAUGAUUUUUUCAAUGUUAUUGGUAAUCCAGAUGCUUGUAAAGUUAGAACUGACAGAGAAAGUAUCAUUCAGUAUUAUCAUGUUGUUAAAUUAAGAAUCUUUUUAUCGAUGAAAACCGCUUUGACUUCACUUUAUUAUCAUGUUUAUUUACAUUAUGAGAAGAAUUUUAAUAGUGAAUUGUCAUUUUUCUAUCUUUUGAAAAUGUAUUAUAUCAUUAGAGAAGACUUGAUUCCUGCAAUUGGCCAUACAUUAUUAGGAAGAUACAGUUCAAGAGGGUUGUUUCUUAAUCCAAACAUGCAAUUGGCAUUACAUAAAAUCAAUCAAAUUAAUUUAUCAUGUAUAAUCAGAGUCAGUUAUUUAGCAAGAAUGUUUGAAAUUAAUCCCGAUCAUCAAACCAAAAUGCAAACAGAUAAAGUGUAUGCUGAACAUUUUGAAAAAUUGAAUAGUUUACUUAAGAAUAUUCGAAAAACUGGUGAUUUGGUAAGAAUUAUCAUGGAAAGAUUGGGUACCAAGUAUUAUUAUUCCUGGAGAAUAGCUAAAGCUCAUAGAGGUUUGUUUGAUGUUUUAAGUGAACCAGAAAAUUAUGAUAAAUAUCUUGGUGGAAUUAAGAAAAUCAAAGCAUUUCAAUUCACUCCUAAACAAUUGAAUGAAUUGGAUCAACUGAUUAGAAUGUUGGGUAAAUGUGCUGAAAAAUUGGUUACAUUUGAAGAUCGUGUUGAUGUUCCUAUUAAUUUCGACAUGCCUAUGAAAGAAAAGAAAGAUAACCAGCAAUUCACUGUUCCAACAAUAAAUGGUAAUCCAUCUAAUGUUGUCAAUAAUUUGCAUCAAAACACAACAGCUACUACAUGUACCAAUGCCAACACUGCUGUUCAUACCACAAAUGUUAAUAACAAUCCAGGAACACCGUCCAUCAUCACACCAUUUUCAUCUAUUGGAUCACCAAGAAUGGAAACUGAAAGCACCAGUAAUUAUGUUGAUCAAAUGUGGUUACUGAUGAUGGCCAUGAAAUAUGAUCCAAACUUGGAUAGUGCUAUUCCAGAUCUGAAUAAUUCAUGUGAUAAUGAAAGUUGUCCAGUUGAUUUGAAUACUCGUGAUAAUGGAGAAAUUAUCAAUACAAACACCACUGGUGUUGUAAAGAACCCAUUAUUGCAACAACAAGAACAACUUACAGCACAACAACAAUUCUUGCAACAACAAUUUUCUAGACAAAUGCAAACGGCUCAAGAAAAUGGAACUGGUGGGUUUUACCUUGAUUCUGAAUUUGAUAUCAUGGGUGAUUACUUUUUUGAAUAA
Molecule: messenger RNA, 3234 nt
Organism: Candida tropicalis MYA-3404
Lineage: Eukaryota; Fungi; Ascomycota; Pichiomycetes; Serinales; Debaryomycetaceae
Gene: CTA4
Product: oleate-activated transcription factor
Exons: 1
Coding region: 1-3234 (1077 amino acids)
Biological process (GO): positive regulation of transcription by RNA polymerase II
Cellular component (GO): nucleus
Molecular function (GO): DNA-binding transcription factor activity, RNA polymerase II-specific; zinc ion binding
Source: RefSeq, a predicted model, not a curated record